Emys orbicularis (European pond turtle) is the source of this 2115-nucleotide messenger RNA. Its product is annotated as zinc finger protein 3-like. NCBI's taxonomy places the organism in Eukaryota, Metazoa, Chordata, Testudines, Emydidae. The record is from RefSeq and is a predicted model, not a curated record. Gene Ontology annotation, biological process: regulation of DNA-templated transcription. The annotation marks the transcript as partial. The transcript is spliced from 5 exons.
AUUAACUUCUGGGGAACAUCUUCAGCAAAGCUAGAAUUAUUGAAAGGCGUUGCACCGGAGAGUAAAGGCACAAAGGCAGUGACUUGUGGGAAACAGGGUAAUGGCAAAGUAACACCCACCUUUGGCUCCAGAUUGUCCCAGCCUCCAACAGGACAGGGAAGGGAAAUGGCUGUAGUGGAGCCAGUCCAGGGGCCGGUGACCUUUGAGGAGGUGUCUGUGUAUUUCACCAGGGAAGAGUGGGCUCUGCUGGACCCCGCUCAGAGAGCUCUCUACAGGGACGUCAUGCAGGAGAACUAUGAGAAUGUGACCUCGCUGGCAGGUGAUGCAAUGAUAUGUGAGACUGAGGAGCAAAAUUCUCAUCAGGAAUAUGUUGAGCUAGUGGAUAAACACAGAGAAUUAUCGCAAAGAUCGGAAAGGAAUGUGUCCAGGAGUCAUGAGCUGGGAAAAUCCUGUGAGAUUCAGCACAGACCAGAAAGAGAACAAGGAAGCCAGCCACGGGAGAAAGUGGGUAAAUGUAUUUCCUGUCCAGGAACUCAGAAGGACCUUAAGGAAACCACAACACAGCAAGAAAUCCUCAGGGGACAGAGAAAAAAUACAUUCACUGAGUGUGGGAAAAACUUACGUGACUAUUCAGCCCUUAUUAGUCAUCAGAGAAUCCACACAGGGAAGCGGCUCUAUGAAUGCAGUGAGUGUGGGAAAAGCUUCACUCACAGAUCAGGUCUUUUUCAACAUCAGAGAAUCCACACAGGAGAGAGGCCCUAUGAAUGCAGUGAGUGUGGGAAAAGCUUCACUCACAGAUCAGUGCUUUCUGAACAUCAGAGAAUCCACACAGGGGAGAGGCCCUACGAAUGCAGUGAGUGUGGGAAAAGCUUCAGUCACAGAUCAGUGCUUUCUGAACAUCAGAGAAUCCACACAGGGGAGAGGCCCUAUGAAUGCAGUGAAGAAUGCACUGAGUGUGGGAAUACCUUCUCUUGGCACUCAAACAAUGUUAGGCAUCAGAGAAUCUGCAAGGGAGAUCAACACCAUAAAAACCUCUAGGGUUACCAUUAUUUUUUUUUCUUUAAUACUUUUCCUGAUUCCCACAUAGUAACUUUUAAAGCUGUUUGACUGUUAUCCCUCAGUUUGUCCAGUUGAUUGGCCAUUUUUGCCUUUUGCAGUUCUCCCUGUUUUGAGGUGGACAAAUAGGUCUCUAAUUCGAGUGUGCCCUUCCUAUCGGGAACCAGGGAGCAUCAUAUUAAUACCAUUCCUCCUGUUUCAAAGUUAUUGUUAGAAUGUGACAUUAUUAAUAUGAACUGGGACUGCAUAGAUCCGUAGUGUCCAAUAGAAAUUCGAUGCUAGCCACACUGCUAGCCCCACUUGUGGUUUUGAAUUUUUAUUAGCUACAUUAUAAAAAAGCCACAUGCAUUAGCCACAAUUCAACAGCCUAUUAGCCACAUGUGGCUAGUGGCGAACGUAUUGGACACCGCUGGUAUAGAUCAUUGUUGCAGCUAUAGUGGCACCAAAUCUUGUAUAAAGUGAGUCAAAUAAGGUGUCUGAGACAAGGUUUUGAUUUGCUGGUUAUGGUUAUGCUAUCUCUAUGCAUGUAUCAUUUCUGUAUUUAAAGUUAUAAGUAUUUGCUCUAUACUGUCUGUAUUUCAAGCUUGUGCUAUGCUUCUGGGUGACACCCCAGACAAUUUGUCAUCAGCACUGCCUUGCCUCCUUGAUGGCCCAUUAAGGGCCAUCAGCUAUACAACUGACCCAUUGAGAGAAGGCAUAUACAUCUUGUGACUCAGCAAGGCAUGCAGGGACAUGCCUAUGGAUAGAACUCUAAGGUUUUUCCAUGCCAUGUGCUGGAUAGCUUGUUUUUGGAACAAAGAAAGCAGAGGCCACAUGGCAAGAGACUAUAAAAGACUGCUGCAUCUCCUCCAUCUCGUGUUUAAUCCUGCUUCUUGCCCAUGGAGGGACUUUGCUACAAACUGAAUCUCUGAACAAAGGACUGAGUGACCCAUCCCAGCUGUGGAUGUACUCCAGGGACUUGAUUUGAACCAGCAGUUUAUUCCAUUACUGCUAUAAGUCUGAACCAAGAAGUUUGCUAUUACUGUAUAUAAUUGAUUCCAUUUAACCAAUUCUAGCUCU